Fonsecaea monophora is the source of this 1773-nucleotide messenger RNA. RefSeq lists its product as hypothetical. The record is from RefSeq and is a predicted model, not a curated record. NCBI's taxonomy places the organism in Eukaryota, Fungi, Ascomycota, Eurotiomycetes, Chaetothyriales, Herpotrichiellaceae. Bases 1 to 1773 code for a protein of 590 amino acids. Gene Ontology annotation, cellular component: cytoplasm. Gene Ontology annotation, biological process: aldehyde metabolic process. The transcript is spliced from 2 exons. Gene Ontology annotation, molecular function: aldehyde dehydrogenase (NAD+) activity.
AUGUCCGAGUUCGGUUUUCCGAAUGCCGAAUCCUGCAGACCAAGCUUCCAGUUGCCUUGCCCAGUAUCUCCCCUCAUCCACACAUAUCUACAGGGCUCUGAUCACCCCGCGAAACUAUCCCUAUCGUACCAAAGCACAAACACCACUGCUGACGAAGAGCUACUGUUUGAGAUGGGUAGGGAAAUCGAGCUCCCACGGUUCCAAACCACUCCAGUUGAGAGCAUUCCCACGGUCGUCACCCGAUUGCGCAAGACUUUCCUCUCCGGCAAGACCAGACCUCUACAAUUCCGUCUUGAACAGUUACGUAAAUUGUACUGGGCCAUCGAAGAUAAUGAAGCCGAACUGGUGGAAGCUUGUAAGCGAGACCUAGGCAAGGGUUACUUCGAAUCCAUCGUCACCGAGGUAUCAUGGUGCAAGAACGACAUCAUCUACAUUCAGAAAAACUUAGAGAAGUGGUCUAAGGAUGAAAAGCCCGCAGAUAUCUCAUUCAUGAACAAGUUCGUGAGCCCAAGGAUCAGAAAGGAUCCUCUCGGGGUGGUCUUGGUGAUUGGCGCCUUCAACUUCCCAGUCAAUCUGGCUUUCGGACCUAUGAUUGGGGCCAUCUCUGGUGGCAACACCGUGGUACUGAAGCCCUCCGAACAGACACCUAAUUGCGCUGUGGUCAUGCAAAAGAUUAUGACGGCAGCGCUUGACCCAGAUAGCUUUGUCUGCGUUCAGGGCGCUAUUCCCGAGACUUCAACAUUGCUUGAGCAGAAAUGGGACAAAAUCUUCUUCACUGGCUCUGCACGUACCGCCAAGAUUGUCUCCUCCAUUGCCGCAAAGACUCUAACCCCGGUCUCCCUCGAACUCGGAGGACGAAACCCGGCCAUCGUGACGAAGAAGGCAGAUAUGCGACUGGUCGCUCGCCGUCUCCUGUGGGCGAAGACGUUGAACGCCGGACAGGUCUGUAUCUCCCAGAACCACGUCUUGGUAGAAAACAGUUGCGUACCGACGCUGGUCACUGCAUUCAGAACUGCGCUAGCUGAGUUCUUUCCCCGCGGCGCAGAGGAAAGCCAGGACUAUGGCCGAAUUGUAAAUUCGAUAGCUUUCGAUCGAAUCAAAAAGAUGCUUGACAAGACCUCCGGCAAGAUUGUCAUUGGUGGUAAGAUGGACGCGGAGAAGCUCUUUAUAGAGCCGACUGUGAUUUUGGUGUCCGACUUCGGCGACUCUCUCCUUGUCGAGGAGUCCUUUGGUCCUCUCAUUCCUAUAGUUCCGGUCGACAAUCUCGAUCAGGCAAUCGCACUGGCCAAUGAGCUCCACGAAACUCCGCUAGGUCUUUAUGCCUUUGGGUCCAAAGAUGAGAUCGAUAAGAUUCUCGCCAAUACACGAUCGGGAGGUGUAAGUGUCAACGAUGGUUACUUCCAUGGCACAAUACCUACACUACGGUUUGGUGGAGUGGGCGACUCGGGGUCGGGGGCAUACCGAGGCAAAGCGUCUUUUGAUUGCUUUGUACACCAAAGAGCAAUUACCUACACCCCAAACUGGAUGGAAAAGCUCCUGGCAGUCCGUUACCCGCCAUUUACGCGCACAAAGAUUGCCCAAUUUCAAAAGAUGACCGCUUUGAAACCCGAUUUUGGAAGGGAUGGGAAGAAGAGAAUCAACCUGCUCUGGUACUUUCUGACACUUGGCACCGGUACCGUGGUAUCGGGGUCGUUGCGAGCUCUUCUGAUGGCGGGCGUCGUUUUCACGGUCAAAGCACUGAUGGACGCCAGAGUGGUGCCUGCGUUGAAGUAA